AUGGGCGGGUUGCUGCCCGUGCUGGUCCAUCCAUGCGAGCAGAGAACAAUCCUGCCUGCAAUCCUGCCUGCAAUCCUGCCUGCAGUCCUGCCUGCAAUCCUGCCUGCAGUCCUGCCUGCAAUCCUGCCUGCAGUCCUGCCUGCAAUCCUGCCUGCAGUCCUGCCUGCAAUCCUGCCUGCAGUCCUGCCUGCAAUCCUGCCUGCAGUCCUGCCUGCAAUCCUGCCUGCAGUCCUGCCUGCAAUCCUGCCUGCAGUCCUGCCUGCAAUCCUGCCUGCAGUCCUGCCUGCAAUCCUGCCUGCAGUCCUGCCUGCAAUCCUGCCUGCAGUCCUGCCUGCAAUCCUGCCUGCAGUCCUGCCUGCAAUCCUGCCUGCAGUCCUGCCUGCAAUCCUGCCUGCAGUCCUGCCUGCAAUCCUGCCUGCAGUCCUGCCUGCAAUCCUGCCUGCAGUCCUGCCUGCAAUCCUGCCUGCAGUCCUGCCUGCAAUCCUGCCUGCAGUCCUGCCUGCAAUCCUGCCUGCAGUCCUGCCUGCAAUCCUGCCUGCAGUCCUGCCUGCAAUCCUGCCUGCAGUCCUGCCUGCAAUCCUGCCUGCAGUCCUGCCUGCAAUCCUGCCUGCAGUCCUGCCUGCAAUCCUGCCUGCAGUCCUGCCUGCAAUCCUGCCUGCAGUCCUGCCUGCAAUCCUGCCUGCAGUCCUGCCUGCAAUCCUGCCUGCAGUCCUGCCUGCAAUCCUGCCUGCAGUCCUGCCUGCAAUCCUGCCUGCAGUCCUGCCUGCAAUCCUGCCUGCAGUCCUGCCUGCAAUCCUGCCUGCAGUCCUGCCUGCAAUCCUGCCUGCAGUCCUGCCUGCAAUCCUGCCUGCAGUCCUGCCUGCAAUCCUGCCUGCAGUCCUGCCUGCAAUCCUGCCUGCAGUCCUGCCUGCAAUCCUGCCUGCAGUCCUGCCUGCAAUCCUGCCUGCAGUCCUGCCUGCAAUCCUGCCUGCAGUCCUGCCUGCAAUCCUGCCUGCAGUCCUGCCUGCAAUCCUGCCUGCAGUCCUGCCUGCAGUCCUGCCUGCAGUCCUGCCUGCAAUCCUGCCUGCAGUCCUGCCUGCAAUCCUGCCUGCAGUCCUGCCUGCAGUCCUGCCUGCAGUCCUGCCUGCAAUCCUGCCUGCAGUCCUGCCUGCAAUCCUGCCUGCAGUCCUGCCUGCAAUCCUGCCUGCAGUCCUGCCUGCAAUCCUGCCUGCAGUCCUGCCUGCAAUCCUGCCUGCAGUCCUGCCUGCAAUCCUGCCUGCAGUCCUGCCUGCAAUCCUGCCUGCAGUCCUGCCUGCAGUCCUGCCUGCAGUCCUGCCUGCAAUCCUGCCUGCAGUCCUGCCUGCAAUCCUGCCUGCAGUCCUGCCUGCAAUCCUGCCUGCAGUCCUGCCUGCAAUCCUGCCUGCAGUCCUGCCUGCAAUCCUGCCUGCAGUCCUGCCUGCAAUCCUGCCUGCAGUCCUGCCUGCAAUCCUGCCUGCAGUCCUGCCUGCAAUCCUGCCUGCAGUCCUGCCUGCAAUCCUGCCUGCAGUCCUGCCUGCAAUCCUGCCUGCAGUCCUGCCUGCAAUCCUGCCUGCAGUCCUGCCUGCAAUCCUGCCUGCAGUCCUGCCUGCAAUCCUGCCUGCAGUCCUGCCUGCAAUCCUGCCUGCAGUCCUGCCUGCAAUCCUGCCUGCAGUCCUGCCUGCAAUCCUGCCUGCAGUCCUGCCUGCAAUCCUGCCUGCAGUCCUGCCUGCAAUCCUGCCUGCAGUCCUGCCUGCAAUCCUGCCUGCAGUCCUGCCUGCAAUCCUGCCUGCAGUCCUGCCUGCAAUCCUGCCUGCAGUCCUGCCUGCAAUCCUGCCUGCAGUCCUGCCUGCAAUCCUGCCUGCAGUCCUGCCUGCAAUCCUGCCUGCAGUCCUGCCUGCAAUCCUGCCUGCAUCCUGCCUGCAAUCCUGCCUGCUCCUGCCUGCAAUCCUGCCUGCGGUCCUGCCUGCAAUCCUGCCUGCGGUCCUGCCUGCAAUCCUGCCUGCAGUCCUGCCUGCAAUCCUGCCUGCAGUCCUGCCUGCAAUCCUGCCUGCAGUCCUGCCUGCAAUCCUGCCUGCAGUCCUGCCUGCAAUCCUGCCUGCAGUCCUGCCUGCAAUCCUGCCUGCAGUCCUGCCUGCAAUCCUGCCUGCAGUCCUGCCUGCAAUCCUGCCUGCAGUCCUGCCUGCAAUCCUGCCUGCAGUCCUGCCUGCAAUCCUGCCUGCAGUCCUGCCUGCAAUCCUGCCUGCAGUCCUGCCUGCAAUCCUGCCUGCAGUCCUGCCUGCAAUCCUGCCUGCAGUCCUGCCUGCAAUCCUGCCUGCAGUCCUGCCUGCAAUCCUGCCUGCAGUCCUGCCUGCAAUCCUGCCUGCAGUCCUGCCUGCAAUCCUGCCUGCAGUCCUGCCUGCAAUCCUGCCUGCAGUCCUGCCUGCAAUCCUGCCUGCAGUCCUGCCUGCAAUCCUGCCUGCAGUCCUGCCUGCAAUCCUGCCUGCAGUCCUGCCUGCAAUCCUGCCUGCAGUCCUGCCUGCAAUCCUGCCUGCAGUCCUGCCUGCAAUCCUGCCUGCAGUCCUGCCUGCAAUCCUGCCUGCAGUCCUGCCUGCAAUCCUGCCUGCAGUCCUGCCUGCAAUCCUGCCUGCAGUCCUGCCUGCAAUCCUGCCUGCAGUCCUGCCUGCAAUCCUGCCUGCAGUCCUGCCUGCAAUCCUGCCUGCAGUCCUGCCUGCAAUCCUGCCUGCAGUCCUGCCUGCAAUCCUGCCUGCAGUCCUGCCUGCAAUCCUGCCUGCAGUCCUGCCUGCAAUCCUGCCUGCAGUCCUGCCUGCAAUCCUGCCUGCAGUCCUGCCUGCAAUCCUGCCUGCAGUCCUGCCUGCAAUCCUGCCUGCAGUCCUGCCUGCAAUCCUGCCUGCAGUCCUGCCUGCAAUCCUGCCUGCAGUCCUGCCUGCAAUCCUGCCUGCAGUCCUGCCUGCAAUCCUGCCUGCAGUCCUGCCUGCAAUCCUGCCUGCAGUCCUGCCUGCAAUCCUGCCUGCAGUCCUGCCUGCAAUCCUGCCUGCAGUCCUGCCUGCAAUCCUGCCUGCAGUCCUGCCUGCAAUCCUGCCUGCAGUCCUGCCUGCAAUCCUGCCUGCAGUCCUGCCUGCAAUCCUGCCUGCAGUCCUGCCUGCAAUCCUGCCUGCAGUCCUGCCUGCAAUCCUGCCUGCAGUCCUGCCUGCAAUCCUGCCUGCAGUCCUGCCUGCAAUCCUGCCUGCAGUCCUGCCUGCAAUCCUGCCUGCAGUCCUGCCUGCAAUCCUGCCUGCAGUCCUGCCUGCAAUCCUGCCUGCAGUCCUGCCUGCAAUCCUGCCUGCAGUCCUGCCUGCAAUCCUGCCUGCAGUCCUGCCUGCAAUCCUGCCUGCAGUCCUGCCUGCAGUCCUGCCUGCAGUCCUGCCUGCAAUCCUGCCUGCAGUCCUGCCUGCAAUCCUGCCUGCAGUCCUGCCUGCAAUCCUGCCUGCAGUCCUGCCUGCAAUCCUGCCUGCAGUCCUGCCUGCAAUCCUGCCUGCAGUCCUGCCUGCAAUCCUGCCUGCAGUCCUGCCUGCAAUCCUGCCUGCAGUCCUGCCUGCAAUCCUGCCUGCAGUCCUGCCUGCAAUCCUGCCUGCAGUCCUGCCUGCAGUCCUGCCUGCAGUCCUGCCUGCAGUCCUGCCUGCAGUCCUGCCUGCAAUCCUGCCUGCAGUCCUGCCUGCAAUCCUGCCUGCAGUCCUGCCUGCAAUCCUGCCUGCAGUCCUGCCUGCAAUCCUGCCUGCAGUCCUGCCUGCAAUCCUGCCUGCAGUCCUGCCUGCAAUCCUGCCUGCAGUCCUGCCUGCAAUCCUGCCUGCAGUCCUGCCUGCAAUCCUGCCUGCAGUCCUGCCUGCAAUCCUGCCUGCAGUCCUGCCUGCAAUCCUGCCUGCAGUCCUGCCUGCAAUCCUGCCUGCAGUCCUGCCUGCAAUCCUGCCUGCAGUCCUGCCUGCAAUCCUGCCUGCAGUCCUGCCUGCAAUCCUGCCUGCAGUCCUGCCUGCAAUCCUGCCUGCAGUCCUGCCUGCAAUCCUGCCUGCAGUCCUGCCUGCAAUCCUGCCUGCAGUCCUGCCUGCAAUCCUGCCUGCAGUCCUGCCUGCAAUCCUGCCUGCAGUCCUGCCUGCAAUCCUGCCUGCAGUCCUGCCUGCAAUCCUGCCUGCAGUCCUGCCUGCAAUCCUGCCUGCAGUCCUGCCUGCAAUCCUGCCUGCAGUCCUGCCUGCAAUCCUGCCUGCAGUCCUGCCUGCAAUCCUGCCUGCAGUCCUGCCUGCAAUCCUGCCUGCAGUCCUGCCUGCAAUCCUGCCUGCAGUCCUGCCUGCAAUCCUGCCUGCAGUCCUGCCUGCAAUCCUGCCUGCAGUCCUUAGUGUGCCUUGA
Molecule: messenger RNA, 4371 nt
Organism: Closterium sp. Yama58-4
Lineage: Eukaryota; Viridiplantae; Streptophyta; Zygnematophyceae; Desmidiales; Closteriaceae
Source: the annotation of a GenBank genome assembly